This is a messenger RNA of Micropterus dolomieu (smallmouth bass), 4114 nucleotides long. Its product is annotated as ral guanine nucleotide dissociation stimulator-like 1. Bases 1 to 2256 code for a protein of 751 amino acids. Lineage: Eukaryota; Metazoa; Chordata; Actinopteri; Centrarchiformes; Centrarchidae. Gene Ontology annotation, molecular function: guanyl-nucleotide exchange factor activity. Gene Ontology annotation, biological process: Ras protein signal transduction; positive regulation of GTPase activity. The transcript has 17 exons. The record is from RefSeq and is a predicted model, not a curated record. Gene Ontology annotation, cellular component: plasma membrane.
AUGGGAAAAUGGGAGUUAACAAUGAACCCAGUGCAAGAGUGGGGUGAGGAGCAUGAGGACGGUGCAGUUUAUGGUGUCACCCUGCGUCGGGAGCCCGUUCCCUCUUCCCCCAACAGCGGUGAGACGAGUCCAUGCUGCGCUUUUGUCCAGUACCGUACCUGCAAGGUGCGGCGUCUGAAGGCUGCGACCCUGGACCUGCUUGUGAAUCACCUCCUCGACCCUGAAUGCCAGGAGCAGGACUAUGGCAGGAUCUUCCUCUCCACAUACAUAACCUUCACUGGUACCUCAAAGCUCAUAGAGCUUCUUUUCCAGAGAGAAAAUGCUGUCUCAGAUCUGGACAACAGUGAAUGCUACACGAGCCCUCUGUUGGCCUUUGUCCAGACAUGGUUGGAUGAGUACAGUGAGGACUUCAGGGAUCCUCCACUGCACGGGUCACUCAGGCUGCUGUUGGAUCACCUGAGGAUCAGCUCGGCAGUUCACGAUAACAUGCGCAGUCAGCCCAAUUUCUGCUCUUUGGCUGCGCAAGCGGAGGCACUGCUCAAGAGUUUACAGAUUGAAGAAGCGAAGACGAAUGUCAGCCCGGCCCAGGCAGAUGUGGAGCAAGCUGAGGAGGGUUCUUGUGAUGAGGAUUCAGGGUGUGAAAACUCUCUGGAUCAAGGGGGCAUCAUGGAUUUCUCAGCUGCAGCCAUUGCUGAACAGCUCACCCGAAUGGACUCCGCUCUGUUUGUCAAAGUGGUGCCUUACCAGUGUCUGGGCUGUGUGUGGUCGCAGAGAGACAAGAAGGAAAACAUGUCUCCCACCAUCCGAGCCACCAUUGCACAGUUCAACGCCAUUACUAACCAGGUCAUCAUUUCCCUGCUCUGCCAACCGACAGACGCCACCUCCAGUCCCACUACACCAGCUCAAAGGGCCUGCAUUAUAGAGAAGUGGAUCAGAGUAGCACAGGAUUGCCGUCGGCUGAAGAACUUCUCGUCUCUCAGGGCGAUCCUGUCGGCCCUUCAGUCUAAUGCGGUUUACAGGCUGAGAAAGACCUGGGCUGCUGUUAGCAGGGAUAGCAUGGCCACGUUUGAUAACCUCUGGGAAACCUUCCCUGAUGAGAACUAUGUCCUGACCAACAGAGAGCUCCUGGAGGAGGAUGGAGGCCAAGCUUCUGUGGAUAACAUUUCUCCAAAGAUAUCCAAGCGGAGUCCAAUCCACAGACAGAUGAGUACCUCCAGUGGAGUCGUUCCUUACCUUGGCACUUAUCUGACUGUCCUCACCAUGCUGGACACUGCUCUGCCAGACACUGUGGAGGGUGGGCUCAUAAACUUUGAGAAGAGGAGGAGGGAGUUUGAGGUUCUGUCACAGAUCCGUGUGCUGCAGGUGUCCUGUUCCCAGUACAACCUACCCCAUCACCCCAGAAUCGCUGCCUGGCUGCAGGGACACAAGCUGCUCACUGACCAGGAGAGCUACGAACUGUCGAGGAAUCUGGAGCCUCCAGUGGACCUGUGUUCGCCAAAUCCCCGGAGCCGCUGCACACUCGCAAAGAAACUGUCCUUGUCAAGUGUCUUCAGUCUCUUGUCAGCGAGCGAAGGAUUAAAAAAACUCCCCUCUGACCAGAUCAGCGUUACGUCUUCUGGAUCCAGUGGAUCUGAGAUGGAGGAUCUCUGCUCCUCAAACUCAGGCUGUUCCAUCAGAUUGCAGUCCUUUCACAGCUCCUGCAACAAUGUGUCUGAGGUAUUUUCUUCCUCCUCGUCCUCCUCUUCCUCGUCCACCCCCGGCUCCUCGUUUCCAGACUCCCCUACCCCCUCCAACGCCUCCCCUGACCGGCGGACUGAUCCGAGCUCUCCUGCCACGUCCUGCGGCGGUGCUCGGCCGAAGCCCACUCUGGCCUCCCACCACAAACGCUCCGUGUCCAUGAUCUCCCUGCCUUUGUAUAACCGUCAGGUGGCUGACUCCUGUAUAAUCAGGGUGAGCGUGGACCUGGGCCAGAACAACGGCAACAUGUACAAAAGCAUCCUGUUGACCAGCCAGGACAAAACUGCACAGGUGAUUCAAAGGGCGUUGGAGAAGCAUCACCUUGAGCACAUGAACUGGUGGGACUUCAGCCUGACACAGGUCAUCUCCCAGGAAAGAGUGUUGCUCAUACCAGACAAAGCAAACGUCUUCUAUGCUAUGUCCACAACGGCAAACUUUGACUUUGUUCUGCGCCAACUUCCCAAAGGCCAGAAGAAACCGCUGGGAGCCACGUCGAGUCUCGGACGGUACGCAAAGUAGCACCUCCAGUCUACAAAGUCUGCACCUGGAAGAUGAACUGAGGUCCUGGGAUGCUCCUGGAAUUUUUGUGUGUCCUCCGAGAUGGUUCAUUUUUUUUUCUUUCUUUUUUUUGAUGCUAAGAGGUAGAAAUGUGAUGUGUUUAUGGUAAAAGACAAGAUGAUGCAAAAGCACUUUAUUAAGAACAAUGCUCGCCUCAACAAAAGCAACUGAUGACUGACUGAAAAAACCCCAUCUGCAUCAGAUGCGCUUUUAUUUCCUGUUGGAAUAAACUUAGUAUGAAUCCUAAAAACAAUUAACCCAUUCCUUGACUUUUUCCCAGAGGUGAGUUCGUAAUGCUUGCAUGGUUUUUAAGUGCAUCGAUUCUUAAGCAAAUGCUGACUGAGUUUUGGCCCUGAGACUUCUGCUAAAUGUCACUUUCAGUAACCAUAUGGGCACGAAGACACACACACACACACACACACACACACACACACACACACACACACACACACUCCCCCCAGAGAGCAACACGUGCCUACAUCAGUGACCUAUUUAUACAUGAACACUGAGAAAUGCCUGGCCAUUUCCCAACGCAGCUGGGUGCCAUUAAUAACCUGUGUGUUAAAAAGGUAAUGGGGGUCAGAUGCUGUGUGAAGGGAGUGCAGUCGCCAAAGAACUCCUGGGGCCCCUCAGCAGGUUGUCAGCCACUCAAGAUGCGAUACCCCACUGUGCUUAUGUGUUGCUGUGCCAGUGCCAUCUGAGGAGUGGGUGGGGACGUUCUCACCAGGGAUCACUGUGUUCCCGGCGACUCUCAGCUCGGCUCCUCCGGUGUUGCUGUGAUACUCAUCGUGCGUGGCUUGGUUCCCCCCUGACUGGAAGGAUGGCAUUCCUGAGCCUGGGUAACCAUGGCAGCAGCAGAGACUUUGAUGGACAGGACAACAUGUACACGUGCAAAUGGCUACCAUAUCUAGAUAAGACAACAAUAUGGUUGAACUGGUGUGUGUGUGUGUGUGCGUGUGGGGAGGGAGAUUUCAUUGUUUUGCUAUGACUAAGUUAAGUUUAAAAGCCUUUUAGAUGCUGAGAUGUUUUCUAAUGUUUUGUAUUUAUUUUCUCUCCGGUUCAACUGUGGUUCACUUCCCACUGUUGAUUGGGUGUUGAUUUGAUUGACACUUGACUCACUAGGUGGCAUUAAGUUGUCUCUUAAAUAAAAUAAUCAAAACAAAGUUUAUUUUGAAACUGCUUUGAUUAGUGAAGUUGUAAAUUUAGAGAUGUCUUACUGAGAAUAUUUAAAAUGUAAUGAAAUUUGUUUAAUUUUUAUUUACUUGUAUUGUAUUUAACAAAUUAGGUUCAGACUUGUGAAGCCUGGAUGUAACUGGUUCUUAAAUGGUUUGAUAUAAAGCCAAGGUUAGAUGUAAUCAUUUCAGUGACGUCAACUGACACCAAGACAGACAGCUGAUAGGGAUCAUAUUUUGUUACACUUCAAGCUGCAGGGAGUAUUUGCAAAGAGGAAGAGCUACACAAUGAACAGACACACUUCAAGUUUUAUCACUCAGAAGUCCCAGAGUGUUUGGGAGUCGAGAGGCUUGCUCAGGGGCAUAGAUGGCUGUCUAGGAACGGAACAGACUCUCACUGAGUUGUUUACCAACUCUGGUCCCCACAGAUCUGGGGCUUUUAAACAGUAAACACUUUCUCAAAAGCUUAUGUGUCCGCAUACUCGUCAACGUCCUUUCUUGGCAGCUGAGACCUGAAUUGAUUGUAUUUCUUGGCUUGUAAAAAAUACUUUUUGUUGAUAAAUGAUAAAUGAAGAGAAUGUCACAGGAUUUGAUAUGCAUCUCCACACUGUAUUGACAACGUCCUAAUAAAUACUUUUUCAGUCGUA